Molecule: messenger RNA, 1977 nt
Organism: Exophiala oligosperma
Lineage: Eukaryota; Fungi; Ascomycota; Eurotiomycetes; Chaetothyriales; Herpotrichiellaceae
Exons: 4
Coding region: 1-1977 (658 amino acids)
Biological process (GO): DNA-templated transcription; regulation of DNA-templated transcription
Molecular function (GO): DNA-binding transcription factor activity, RNA polymerase II-specific; zinc ion binding; DNA binding
Source: RefSeq, a predicted model, not a curated record
AUGGAGGUUCCGAAUGGUCGCCGUCGAGCGAUCGGUAGAAGAAAGGCUUGUGAUGUAUGUUACCUGAGAAAAAUCAAAUGCGACGCAGGAGAGCCGGAAUGCUCUCACUGCGUCUUGUACAAGGCCAAAUGCACCUACACUCCACACCUACAACGACCCAGAAAGCGGCAAAUGGUCUCAGAGAGAUCAACAGAAGACUUUCAGCGUCUUGAAGACCGUCUUGUUCAACUUGAAACAAGAGUCAAGGCUGAUGGUCGUCGAGGGCCUUCGGAUACAGCGACAGAUGACCUUACGGUUGCGAGGAGAGCAAGUGAUCAAGGUAUCGCGUCCUCGGCUUCAAGGACGCACGACUCAAAUACCGAUAUCUGCCGGCGAUCCUUUCGCGACCAAGAAUCCCUGACCACAACUUCGUUCGAACGAUCGUUGCCGAGUCUUCAAGUCGUCCGCCCACUGAUUGAGGAAUAUUUUGCUCGAAUCAACAACAUGAUCCCACUCUUUCACGAGGGCAGGUUCAUGCGAAGGCUCUUGAGAUGGUAUGAUACACCGUCUGAGCGGACCCCUGCGACGUACGCUGCUAUCAACGUGGUCCUGGCUUUGUCGAUAUGGCACGACCCCACCAAAAAGUCCGAGGGGGAGUUCGAAUUGAUGCACAGAAGCGUCCACAACACGCUGUCCGUCUUGUCCAACUUGGUGACGCGCGACCAGGAUCUCAUCGGCGCCCAAGCCAUCCUCGGCCUGGUCAUGCUUUUCAACGCCGGGCCGAACCCCCGGCCGGCCUCGACCUUGAUCGCCGUCGCGUUCAAGCUGAGCCACCGGCUCAGACUCCACACCCGAUCGGGAAAUGACGGAUUCGACGAGAGCAUGGCCCUGGAGCGGGACCGCGUCUUCUGGAUCAUGUACUUUCUCGAGCGUGAAAUCAACCUUCGCCUCAGAGACCCGUACCUCCAACAAGACGACGACAUGGACGUGGCCCUUCCGGCGUUCAACGACACCAACGACCGGAUCAGCAUCGUGUUGGCACCCGACGGGGUCACUUGGCUCAAUCUGCUUCUGUGUCGUGUCGACCUUUCCCGCAUCCAAGCCCAGGCGUACCACAGCCUGUACUCCGUCCGGGCCGAAAGGUUCUCACGGAAAGAACGCAAAGCCGCGCUGGCCGACUUGGACCUGACGGUCCACGCGUGGAAGGACUCGAUCCCUGUCCAGUUCCGACCGGAGAUGCUGUCAGAGGCGGGGUUUGGGAGCAAUGUCCGAUUCUUGGUCCAUCUGUACUUCAUCUACUACCAUCUGUUUUACGUUGCGCACGGCAUCUAUGCACACAAUCCGGAGUGGAUCAGACGCAUCACGACCUACAGCGAAAAAUACUCGGGUCGACAGUCUCGGAUCAUCGAGAGCCCCGCGCAAGGGGAUCUUCUACCGUCGACUUGGUUGGAGGAUAUCGAGACGGCACGGGAGUGCAUGAGGUUGUUCAAGGUGGUGGACAGGAGAGAUCUGGCGCUUCUUGGACAAAUAUCUUGCGUCUACUUGACGUCCAUGAUCAUCCUGCUCACCAACAAACUGGCCAUUUACGAACUCCCCAUCCGGAGUCAGAUGGAGUCGGACGGCGCGUUGAUCGAGGACGCCCUGGUGUACCUCGCCACCAUCGCGGGGAAAUUGGAGGACGACCGCCUCCGGUGCCUCUGGAACGGGUGCGUCGAGAUGAAGUUCCGCGCCGAGAUCGCGGCCAUGAGUUACAACCAUGCCGGCGAACUCCAUUUCCCCGAAGGCUACGACCGCGCCAGGCAGAGUUCCAAGUCCAUGGCGGCCUUGUUCGACGCCUUCACCACGGCCGACAUCAAGGCUCCGGAUGACCGGUACGGCGCGAACGUGUGGCCCCAGGACGUGGCGAGUUUUCUCGACGCCGAGGGGGCCCUGCCGGUGUGUUUUGCCCGGCAGGCCAGCGCGAACGAACUUGGACUGUGGGGCGCUGUGUAUGACUGA